Messenger RNA from Nothobranchius furzeri (turquoise killifish), 2575 nucleotides. It is a transcript of the gene letmd1, whose product is annotated as LETM1 domain containing 1. The record is from RefSeq and is a predicted model, not a curated record. Lineage: Eukaryota; Metazoa; Chordata; Actinopteri; Cyprinodontiformes; Nothobranchiidae. Gene Ontology annotation, cellular component: mitochondrial inner membrane. Gene Ontology annotation, molecular function: ribosome binding.
GAAGGAGAUUACGACAACGAAGAAGAAGAGUCUAACAUGGCGCUGUCCUGCAUAAGACUGUUCAAUCAGGUGUCUGUAAUCCGACUCUGUAGUUCCCGCACUAACAGGACCAAACAUGGAGUUUAUUUUCAAGACGCCUCUCAUCAGUCCAUGUUGUACUUGAGUAGGAACUAUUCUUCCUCUAAAGUUAGACAAGGCAUCGCCCGGCAUGUCAGCUCCAGGCUCCAGUGGGUUAAUGCUAAAUAUGAAGGUUUCCUAAAGAGGCGAUUCCCACGAUUUUAUCUGCUUCAUCACACAUUUGCUCAAGGAUUUAAGCAACUGUUUCAAGAUGCCAAAGAUGUGAGGAGGAUUAAAGCAAAAAUGGUGUACGAGGGGGUAAAGUUCCAGGAUUUGCCCUACAGGGAGAUGGAGAAACUCAGACAAUUUCGCAGAGACUUGAUCAAAGCCAUCCCUCUCAUGGUGAUAUCUAUUCCUCCGUUUGCAAACUACUUUGUCUUCGUCUUGAUGUACUUCUUCCCCCGUCAGCUCCUGAUUCCUCAUUUCUGGAAUCCCAAACAGAAAGCAGAGUUUCAGCGAGUGUAUCAUUCCUUCAGGGUUCAGCACUACAGACCAGUGCUCAAAGAACUCGAGAUUAUGAGCCACCAGCUCAAAAAUGUUCCCCUGAAAGGUCAACUUACGAACCUCUGUGCUAAAGUGCAAAGCGGAGCAAACCCUAAAGUUUCAGAAAUCCUCGCUGUUAAAAACCUGUUUUCUUCAGCUCCUCUGGGUUUAAAGAUGAUGAGCGUGGAUCACAUGCGACGCACGAGUCCCCUGCUCUUUCUGACACCUCGUCUUCCUGCUUUCCUGAUUGGCCGACGACUGAACAGCCAUGCCCUGGAGCUGCUCCAGCUGGAUCGGGCCCUCAGCAGACUGGGCCCUCACCAGCUCACUGACUCUGAACUCAGACAGGCAUGUUACCUUAGGGGGAUCAGUUCUGAUGGUCUUGGUGUUCAUCAGUGUCGUGAGUGGCUGUCUCAGUGGCUUCAGGUGUCUUCGUCGCUGAAAGAGUCAGAAGUGUCACUUCUUCUACACACCGUCGUGUUUCUCUCCGCAAACUACCCGCAUGUUCCGAGUCAUCACUGACAGGAAGCCUGGUGCAAACCGCUCUUGUGAUUAUGGUCACCGCUGAGAACUGCCUCAUGCUUGUCAUCAUCAUCUUGUUGAAGCGAGAAACAAAUUCAUGUCAAGAUACGAUUAAAGAGAAAAACCAGUGGAUGCCGAUGCAUAUCGGAAAUAAAUAUCACAAAAAUCCAUUAAGAGUUGUGGUGAUUUAACUUGGACGAUGACUUCCGAACGUCUUCAUCGGAGAGAUGAGUAGUUUCGGAUUUUGAUCUCUGAGGAGGAAGCUUACUUAAAGAGCAAGUCAACCCCUACCAGAGUCUAACUCCACUCCCACUUCAUGUUUGAAAAAUGCAACAAAUGCUGUUGCCUGGCAGACCGAGAGGGCGGAGCCGCUAACAAAUACACACACACUCAGGCUCACGACAGCAUUGUGACAUCAUAAUCUACCAGUUUACAUCAUAGCAUACUUCUUAGCCAAUAGCGGUGGCAGAUUUAAAUUAAAAUACAGUGCAGAGUUUUUACCUGACAACGGCACAACACUGCCAGUUUUAGGCAGAAUAUUUAAAUUUUAACUAAGAUGCACUGAAGUGCCAAAUUAUUGACGACACGUGUCUGCAGCACGAUUAGACACUCGUUUAUUUAGUUUAUCAGAAAAAAUAAGUUUAUUUGGGGGUGACUUGCUCUUUAAAUGAUGCGUGUGACCAUGUUGGGAGUAAAACGAGAAGUUUACGGGUUUUGUUAAAAACAUUUUAGCCUGUUAUUACAAAGUAGAAAACCGAUGAUUCUGGUUGAGAUAAAUGAACGUGAUGCCGGAGGGGAAUGCUCAGAGUUGAAUCCGUAUGAGUCGUUCAGCGUUCAAAGCUUCUCGUCUAAGAUGUGAAGCAGUUUCUUCAGCCUCACUUCUGACGUUGUUUUAAUUUUUAUUUUUUGUAAACUGUUGGUCACAACAAUAUGGUUCUAAACACAAUAAAAGAGGAAAUGUUUUUGUAAAUAAAAAAGGAACAAAUGCUCUACACCAGAAAACAGUACAUUAAUAAGCACUUUUAUUUGUAAAUUAUAGAAAUUAAUAUUGGGGAAAAGGCAAUGCUGCAGAGACGUUUAAUUAGGUUAGCAUGGUGAGAAACUCGUCUUAUUUAACAUUUAGAAAUGAUCUGAUUUGGGCCACAGCACCAGAAGUGUCUGGCAGCAGCAGUGAUGGCACUUCCUUGCUUUACAAGCGUAGAAUGAUUUUAUUUUAAACUUCCAGCCUCGUCUACACAAACGAAGCCACACAAGCCCUGUCCUGUCGCACCUUUUGCUGUGUACUCAUUCUCUUCCUGUGCCAUUUGCUAGUUUCGGUUCUGCUGAAGAUAUUAGUUGCUGAGGUGAUGUUCUGUUUGAAUAUUUUCUGACUAAGAACUUGAAUGUUGCCUUCUUGUGCCAAUUAGAAAAUGUUACAGAAUUAUAUCUGCAAUAAAUGUCUUCAUACUGCUUC